Adineta steineri is the source of this 926-nucleotide messenger RNA. NCBI's taxonomy places the organism in Eukaryota, Metazoa, Rotifera, Eurotatoria, Adinetida, Adinetidae. The record is from the annotation of a GenBank genome assembly.
AUGACUCAAUCAACUCAGCAACUUCGAAUUAUUGCACAACCCAAGGCACUCUAUCGUGAGCGAUAUGGCAGCGAACAAUGUGAAACUGGAAAUCGAUUUCAACGUUAUAUUCGUGCUGAAGAUAACCAGCUGAAGCUCGAAUAUCCAACUAUAGAGAUACUAGAAGAGUGGCGUAAUGGUACUCUACCUCAAUAUAUUCGCGUGGCUUCUGUCACUGUGCCGAAUGAUAUGGAAUCCACCGUGUGUGUGCAUCCAUAUCCACUUGAUACUGAUGAUUCUAGCGUUCAUAAAGAGCCUGAUAACAAUGCUCUAUACUUUCCAAUCACAAACGACGAUUUUAUAAACGGCCGAAAAAGGUACCAAAAAACGACGCAAGUGAUUUGUUGUUUUGCUAUUUUCAUGUAUUCUUCAGUUUCCUCCUUACGCGCAAAAAGUUGCUACAAAGUGCACUCAAAUUACACGGCCCUUUGCGAAUUGUCGACUCUGGUAAGAAAAUAAGAGUUUUAACAAAACGAUUUUUUCUUCUCAUUUGAAAGAUCAAAGACAUAUUCUUGGUAUCACGAAAAAAUCCCGCAGCAAACAGCUAAUUGAAACGUAUAAACUGUGGAAAUCACAACUUGUUUUUUCUCGAGCCGGAUGCGAUAGCCAUGGUGUAUUUAAUACGUUCACUAACUCUUCGGUAUCAUCACAGGUGGUAUCUGACAAAAUCAAUCAGCAACAUGGUAAGUGUAUAAAAAUAGGUGUGUUUAUCUCAUUGGUAUUUUCUAUUUUUCUUUCCUAAAGAAGAUACUGUUGCUCCGGUCGUCGCGCCAAUAGAUAAUGGCGAAGAAUGCGGUAUAUGUGUACCAGAAAAGGGUAACUGGGCAGGUGGUGAUAACGUUAUGAUGAUGCUUAAUAAACUGGAUCGAGACAACCGUAAUUUCUAU